CAAUCAAAACCAAGCCAAGAAUAGUAAUUACUUUUAAGCAUGAAAGAUAUUGACUUUAGUUUUCCUUUUUCUUCUUCAAAUCGUAGCCUUUUUUUUUUCUUAUUCUGAUCUCUAUUCUUCUUUUCAAAGGUGUUUAAAUAUGACUAUUCAAAAUCCCCUGAUAAAUUAUGAUGAUCAAAAAUGGGCUUUGAUCCCGUCUGAUCCAGCUAUUUUCAAUGAUAUGAUUCAACAGUAUGGUGUUAAAGAUAUUAAUGUUGAAGAAAUUUGCUCACUUGAUUUUGAGGAGUUUAAGAAAGAAGGAAAAGCUGUACAUGGCUUAAUGUUCAUAUCAAAAUAUAUUGAAGAAGAAUUACAUCCUUAUUUUGACCAUGUUGAUUCUGAUGUUGUUGAUGUUGUAUUCACCGCUCAAGUUGUAACAAAUGUUUGCGCUACCUUAGCUUUACUCGCUAUUUUAUUUAAUUCUAAUAUAGAAAAGGGGGAUAUUUUAACUAAUUUCCUGAAGUUCACUGAAGGAUUUUCUCCUAUAGAUAGAGGCUUAUGUUUAGGCAGCAGUAAAGAGAUUCGAGAAAUUCAUAAUGCCUAUGCUUGCAAUGCUAAUCAAUUAGCUGAAACUGCCCUACUGGAUUCAUAUGCCGACACAUCUAGUAAUAGUCAGUUAGAAUAUGUUGAUGCUGAGAAUUUUCAUUAUAUUUCCUACAUUUUCAAGAAUGGCUUUCUUUGGGAACUUGAUGGUUUGAAGUAUUAUCCAGUAAAAUUAGCUGAAUGCACUGAAGAGAAUUGGCUCACAGUUUUAAGGCCAAUACUAGAAAAGAAAAUGAACUCCUCAAAUCAUAAUGAUAUUCAAUUCAGCUUACUGGCUAUAACACAUGAUAGUUACUCUCUUCUGAAAAAGCAAAAUGAAGUGUACACUUUCUGUCUUGAUAUUAUUAACAAAAUUAUUGACAGGGAUCCGCCUUUCAAAAAGAGUACAGUCUAUUAUCAUAAGAAGCGGUUCUUUGAAAAAUUCCCAGAUGCAACUAUCCCGCUCUAUGAUCAUAUAGUUAAGCUUUGGGAAAAUGUACGUCGUGGUGAUUACGAAGCAGCAGCUCCACAGAUGCAUAUAUUACAAGAAAGAUUAAAUGAAUUAGAUAGUAAACUAAAAUAUAGUCAAGAAGAAAAAGAGAUAGCACAUGCUGAAGUGACGCGACAAAAGUUUGAUUAUUUCCCCUUUUUGGCAAGUCUUUUUAAAAAAGGAUAUAAAUAUAAGCUUGUGCAGGCUCAACCUACGAAAAAGGUAGGCAAAAAGAAGACUUCUUUACGAGGUACAAAACGCGCUACAAGGAAGCGAAAAAUAGUAUCCUAACUCUUUAUUACUAUUAUUAUUAUUAUUUUUUGAGAUACAUGUAAAUAUGUAAAUAAGAAAUACCAUUAUCAAAAGGUG
Cokeromyces recurvatus is the source of this 1420-nucleotide messenger RNA. RefSeq lists its product as uncharacterized. Gene Ontology annotation, biological process: ubiquitin-dependent protein catabolic process; protein deubiquitination. Gene Ontology annotation, molecular function: cysteine-type deubiquitinase activity. NCBI's taxonomy places the organism in Eukaryota, Fungi, Mucoromycota, Mucoromycetes, Mucorales, Mucoraceae. Bases 140 to 1342 code for a protein of 400 amino acids. The transcript has 7 exons. The record is from RefSeq and is a predicted model, not a curated record. Gene Ontology annotation, cellular component: cytoplasm.